Acipenser ruthenus (sterlet) is the source of this 1836-nucleotide messenger RNA. RefSeq names its product circadian-associated transcriptional repressor-like. The transcript has 6 exons. The record is from RefSeq and is a predicted model, not a curated record. Bases 368 to 1654 code for a protein of 428 amino acids. Gene Ontology annotation, cellular component: nucleus. Gene Ontology annotation, biological process: circadian regulation of gene expression; negative regulation of DNA-templated transcription. Gene Ontology annotation, molecular function: RNA polymerase II cis-regulatory region sequence-specific DNA binding. Lineage: Eukaryota; Metazoa; Chordata; Actinopteri; Acipenseriformes; Acipenseridae.
GCCGCACGUGUUUUCCAGUGCUGUGUCAAUGAGGCGAGCUGCCGUGCAAGGAGAGGGAGGAGGAGAGGGAGGCAGGGAAAGGCAAGGAAAGGCAAGGCGAGCGAUUCGUAUUGUACAGCAGAUCGGUUUGAACUCUCAGGCAGGCUGCACGCACGGCUGAAAAAACAAAAAGCAGAAAGCAGGUUUGAAUAAACGGGGUCUGAUCUGAAGGAAAGCCGGCCAGGGCGUGUGUUGUGUACGCGGCGCACUGUCACUGCAGAUCAGCGCGCUGCCUGGGACUCGAGGUAAGGAUUUCAAACAAGAGCGCACAUUUACCGAGGCUGUGGAGCUAGCAGCGGGACGAGGACACGUGUCUCAUUUUGCCGCUAUGAUGUCAUCGCGAGGCUCGCUCUGCUCGACCGACAGCUUCCUGUACAGCGAGGGAGAGGCGGGCGACGAGGAUUUAGACGUCUUCCUGUCCGACAGCGAGGGAGACGCCCACGGAGGAGGCCGGCCCCCGAUGCCACCCUCCUCCCCGGGGGAGAGCGUCGCCGCGAGGCCCAGGCCGCAGUCCCCAAACAGCUUGAGACUUUCGGAGGCCGCGUGGAGGAGGAACAGGGGCUACUCCCCCCUCAAACCGGCAGCCAGAACGGGGCAGGGUAGCUCCGGGAGGGUGACUGCAGGUGCCAGACUCUCCUCCUCCCCCCCGGUCAUCCUUACCACAAGCCCUGGUCUGAAAAGGCCACGGAGCUCCGAGGAAGGUCGAAGGGCGGGGCCUGGUCGUCAUGACGACUCCGGAAGGCCGGCCAGGGCGGAAGGCGACCUUGUGUUUACUGAGAAGUGCCGGGAGCUUCAGGCAUUCCUCAAGCCCUUACUGCAGCUCCUGAACGGGCUGAAGAGAGGACGCUACCACAGAGGUCUGAGCAGCUUCCAGCAGAGUGUGGCGAUGGACCGCAUCCAGAGGAUCGUGGGGGUGAUUCAGAAACCUGCCGUGGGGGGGCGCUAUCUGAGCACGCUGCUCCAGGUGGAGAUGAUGCUGAAGCUGUGGUUCCCCCACAUCACCCCGACUUCAACCCCCGACACCCCCAAACCAGGCAGGACCCCCGAGGGACAGGGGGCCCCCCACACCCCAGCCGAGCAGAGCUGCAGUCCAGACAGAGUCUCUGCGGAGACACUCGCAGCCUCUGCUCCCCUCCACACUUCCAGCUCUCGGCAACACCCAGGGAUCUCAGUCCCGACAGCCCAGGAAGAGAGCUCCAGACCAGGGAGAGGCUACCACGAGAACCCCCCCUGCCGCACGUCCGAACCCAGCCUGACCUGGAUCCACGCGAGCCCCAUCUGCGCCCCCCUGCACCCCAACAUCGGCCCCGCAGCCCUGCGGGCCCCCCACAACCCCUCAUUCAGCCCGGCCACUCAGGACAGCUCAAUCUCCUCGACCACGCCCUCGCCCCGCCUCCUGCAGGGCUGCGGCCCAAUCAGGUGCCGGAGUGUGCCGGUCACGGGCGCCGGGGGUUCUAGAACGCUGGCGGAAUGUCAGGGGGGUUGCGUUUCGUUGCCGGCGUUACUGGCUCCUCCCCCACCCGCACCGCCGCGGUCUCUCGCUGUCGGGACUCCUCUGCUGAGAGGCAGGCAGGGCUGGAGGGGACGCGGCUGUCAGAGCCAGGUGACUUCCUGACCAUUUCAAAGCACGGUUUUUAUUUUUUAAUUUUAUUGCUGCAUUGUUUUAUUAUUAUUAUUAUUAUUAUUAUUAUUAUUAUUAUUAUUAUUAUUAUUUGGGAAGGAUGCGUUGGCAGACUGCUUGUCAACCCAAGCCGAGAGAUUUAUUUAUUUCUUAGUAUGUCGUCCGGGGUGGGGGGG